AUGGCCCAGACUCACACCCUCCCUCCGCUUCCUUAUGGCUAUGAUGCUCUUGAGCCCAUCAUCUCGAAGCAGAUCAUGGAGCUUCACCACCAGAAGCACCACCAAACAUACAUCAACAACCUGAACGCCGCCCUCUCUGCCCAGGCCUCAGCAACUCAGACCAACGAUGUCCCCACUCUGAUUAGUCUGCAACAGAAGAUCAAGUUUAAUGGCGGUGGUCACAUCAAUCAUUCCCUCUUCUGGAAGAACCUGACCCCUCCCGGUACUCCCGGCAAUGAAUUGGGCGGUGCUGCACCUGCACUUCGCGAGGCCAUUAACUCUCGCUGGGGCUCCCAGGAUGCGUUUACUAAGGCAUUCAAUACCGAGCUCCUCGGCAUUCAGGGAAGCGGUUGGGGAUGGCUGAUUAGCAAGGGCGGUCCCAAGGGACGUCUGGAGAUCACUACCACCAAGGACCAGGACCCCGUUGCCAGUGGUGAUGUUCCUAUCUUCGGCGUUGAUAUGUGGGAGCAUGCCUACUACCUCCAGUAUCUCAACAAUAAGGCAGGCUACAUCGAAGGCAUUUGGAAAAUCAUCAACUGGGCCGAGGCCGAGAAGCGCUAUACAGCUGGCGUGGAGAACCUAUUGAAGCUGUGA
This is a messenger RNA of Penicillium atrosanguineum, 633 nucleotides long. RefSeq names its product superoxide dismutase. Bases 1 to 633 code for a protein of 210 amino acids. Gene Ontology annotation, biological process: superoxide metabolic process. Lineage: Eukaryota; Fungi; Ascomycota; Eurotiomycetes; Eurotiales; Aspergillaceae. Gene Ontology annotation, cellular component: mitochondrion. The transcript has 3 exons. The record is from RefSeq and is a predicted model, not a curated record. Gene Ontology annotation, molecular function: superoxide dismutase activity; metal ion binding.